Messenger RNA from Trichophyton benhamiae CBS 112371, 627 nucleotides. RefSeq lists its product as uncharacterized. The transcript is spliced from 3 exons. The record is from RefSeq and is a predicted model, not a curated record. The coding region runs from base 1 to 627 and encodes 208 amino acids. Lineage: Eukaryota; Fungi; Ascomycota; Eurotiomycetes; Onygenales; Arthrodermataceae.
AUGGUUGGACUACCUGUAUGUCAAGAUGAAGACUAUUUGGAGCAGUCGAGGUUGUAUGCCAAUGCCGUCUUGGUGGACGCUUGUCUUAUUAAUUGUCUCCCUCCUGGGAUGCGGCCAAUGGCAGGCCCAUUAAUCUCCGUGCGUGCCAAAUAUUAUGAGCGAAAGCUAUUGAAGAUUUUGAUACCACUGUGGAAGACCGACUUUCAGUACCGUCAUGUGAAAGAAAGUCAGAGAGAUGGCCAGUGGCUCAUUGAAAUAUCUGAGAAUUAUGGAUCGGAGCAGCUGACCGCGAAAAGAGUAGCUGGUCACAUCCUCGCCCUCAUUUCCAUGUUCGUCUUUGCCAUCGGUUGGGUUUUAUCCGUGUUCGAUGAGAUCGUCGGCACCUUGAUUGCCAAAUGUCAAAACGUCUCUGCCCAAUACCGAGGAAUGUCAAGCAAGGAGGCAAUUGACAAACUAUACUGUCUCGAGCCUGCUGUGCGUGAGUCCAUGCGCCUCAAUGACGUGAUGGUACAUCUAGUCACUCUGGAUAUUAUCUCGGGUCAACCAAUUAAUAUCGGAGAGGGAAUCCAAAUUUCCGCUGAGUCCGGACUUCGAACCGUUUUUUUCCGCCCAGAUGGUUCACCAUGA